Polyodon spathula (Mississippi paddlefish) is the source of this 1766-nucleotide messenger RNA. Its product is annotated as zinc finger protein SNAI2. Gene Ontology annotation, biological process: regulation of DNA-templated transcription. The coding region runs from base 174 to 980 and encodes 268 amino acids. Lineage: Eukaryota; Metazoa; Chordata; Actinopteri; Acipenseriformes; Polyodontidae. Gene Ontology annotation, molecular function: RNA polymerase II cis-regulatory region sequence-specific DNA binding; DNA-binding transcription factor activity, RNA polymerase II-specific. The transcript has 3 exons. The record is from RefSeq and is a predicted model, not a curated record.
UUGCUAUAGCGUAUACUCCCACUACAGCAUUGCACUACAAGACAUGUUACUCUCGCGGACUGUGCAAUAGGAUCUAGUGAGGCUGCAGUGAUUUCUUGCGCUCUGCGAAGAACUGGGACCGUUAUAUUUAUACAAUUUUCUCAAGACUUGUAUUAUAUAAUUUAUCUGGCAAAAUGCCACGUUCGUUCCUUGUUAAGAAACAUUUUAACUCAGCUAAGAAGCCAAAUUACAGUGAACUGGACAACCACACAGUCUUCAUUUCACCGUAUUUGUACAAGGGUUACCCUGUGCCUGUUAUUCCACAACCAGAUAUCCUGAGUUCAGUAGCAUACAACCCUAUCACAGUAUGGACUACUAGCAGCCUCCCGUUAUCUCCAUUACCUGACGACCUGUCGCCAAUCUCUGGAUACCCCUCGUCUCUUGGACGGAUCAGCCCGCCUCCCGCAUCUGACACUUCUUCAAAAGAUCACAGCGGCUCUGAGAGUCCCAUAAGCGACGAGGAUGAGAGAAUGCACACCAAAAUGUCAGACCCACAUUCUGUGGAAGCGGAGAAGUUUCAAUGUAGCUUGUGCAGCAAGUCCUACUCUACAUACUCCGGACUGCUCAAACACAAGCAGUUGCACUGUGACGCCCAGACAAGGAAAUCUUUUAGCUGUAAAUACUGCGAGAAGGAGUAUGUGAGCCUGGGAGCCCUAAAGAUGCACAUCAGGACCCACACUUUGCCUUGUGUCUGCAAAAUAUGCGGCAAAGCUUUCUCCAGACCCUGGUUGCUGCAGGGACACAUCAGAACACAUACUGGAGAGAAGCCUUUCUCUUGCCCACAUUGCAGCAGAGCAUUUGCAGACAGAUCCAACCUCAGGGCUCAUCUACAGACCCAUUCUGAUGUGAAAAAAUAUCAAUGCAAGAACUGCUCCAAAACCUUCUCCAGGAUGUCGCUUCUGCACAAACACGAGGAAUCUGGUUGCUGUGUAGUACACUGAGCUGUAGCACACCAUCAGAGACUUAUACAACUCCAAUGGAGGAAAUAUUUUUAAAUAAACUUCAUGGCCUUAAAAUCCAAUUCAUUUCAACAUACAGACUGAGUGCAUUGGUUUCUGCCUGAACAUUUCAGGUGAACAGUAUUGCUUUGUAUUGUCGUACAUUUCAGUCAGAGCAAACUAACUUUUUUACAAAGUGCCUUAUGAUCUGUACUGUAAAUGUACUUUUGGGGUUCAUUUUGUGGUAUGCCCCGUAUUAUCCUGACGUUCUGAACUUCAUCCACACUAGGAUUAAAGUUGCGAUGGCGAUGAAGAUCUUGUUUUGGAAACUUUGUAUUCCAUUUGUGCCUUAUAAAGAUUGUAUGGUUAAACAUUCCUGGUGCACGAACCACAUAUUUGUAUAGUUUUUAGCUGAUGGAAUUUCUUCAAACCGUUUGCUGUACUGGGGACAAGUGCAAAUUGGAGGGGUUGAGGGAAUGAAAGUAUUUUAUGCCUAUUAUAAAUGCACAAGCAAAAUGCAAUAACUGUGUUACAGCACUCAGAAAAGUAAUAUCCUGUCAAGUGCCUUUAUAAAGUGUUUUGUUGGUUUGGCUUUUUAUAGAAUAAUGUCCAUUUUGUUUUAUAUUUUUAUAUAUUUGAAUGUAUAAUGUAUGGUUGGUAUGCUGACAGCUUAGUGUCUAGACGGUUGAAUAGAGUGAAUGAAUGCUGUAAAUAGUGUUUUUUUUCUACACACAUUUUAAAUAAACAUUUUGCAGGAACUAAUUUAAAAAAGUGUGAUUUUCUUGUGCU